ACCACUUGAUGCUGACUGAAGUAUACUGGGGCAGUCAGGGCGGCUUAAGGUUUCUAUUAAAGGGGAUGGGCACUCUUGAUCUUCUCAGAUAUUAACAGAGGAGAGGAACAGAGGAGAGUUGGGGGAACUGAGUGGACACAACGGGAGGAAUAAUCCAUAAAAGAAAUUUGAAAAAGAGAACACAGAUUUCUUCAUUGAAAUAAUUUCAUCUGCAAUCAAAUUCUUCACACAUGCCUUCGUUAGUGGUGAAAUGCAUGCUGCUUUGUACGUUAAUGGGUUGGACGAUGUGUGCCUGUAUGCUGAAGAACCACAUCUUAUGGAUUGAGAGGCAUGACUGUUCCCAGUGUGUGGCUGUCAACACUACUAUCUGCAGCGGGUAUUGUUACACCCAGGACACAAAUUUGAAGGGACGGUUUGGGAGGACCUUCCUGAUCCAGCGUAGCUGCAUGCCUCUCUCUCUGGUGUACCGAUCCAUCUGUGUGCCGGGUUGCCCUCGGGAUGUCAACGCACAGCUGUAUUAUCCAGCGGCUCGCCGGUGCUGCUGCAGGCGCUGUGACACACGCACGGAACACUGUGUCCGCACCAGCCGAGUCUCUCACGACCGAUGCACCUCGACCCAUGGCAGCAUGAAAAGCCAGAACCUGACAAUAUGCUAAUACAAGCAAUGUACAUGCAUGGCAAAUGAUCCAGCUGUUGGACUCGCAGCUGCUUGUUGAUGUUGUACUGCCUCUCAGGUCCUCAUCUGGUCAUGUUGUUUAGUUGUUAGGCAAAAAUAUUGCAAUAAAAUACUGUUGAACAUGUAUUAUAGCUCUAUUGUGAAUGGC
Messenger RNA from Larimichthys crocea (large yellow croaker), 824 nucleotides. Its product is annotated as thyrotropin subunit beta. Gene Ontology annotation, cellular component: cytoplasm; extracellular region. Bases 231 to 656 code for a protein of 141 amino acids. The transcript has 2 exons. Gene Ontology annotation, molecular function: hormone activity. NCBI's taxonomy places the organism in Eukaryota, Metazoa, Chordata, Actinopteri, Sciaenidae. Gene Ontology annotation, biological process: G protein-coupled receptor signaling pathway. The record is from RefSeq and is a predicted model, not a curated record.